AUGGCUACGGAUACGGCCAUGGAUGAAGACAAUCCGCUGCUCGAGGCGCCGUCAGAGGACCACCAAACACUCGAGCGUACACAAUGCAUCUACAACCCGCUAUACACCUACAGCCUCCCCGCAGCACAGAAACACUACCAACAGCAAUAUGCCGACAUGUACUUUGCACGCCUCGCACAGCUCAAGCCCGCUGUCGAACGGAUCGCAGCGGAAGCCUUCAACGGUGUCGAAAUAGCUGGAGAAAUAUGCAAAAAGGUCGAUCGAGUACUCGAUGUGAGGCAGGGAGAGCUGGUGUGGGUCGCAGGCACCUGCUACAUGGAGCUACCACUGAAGCCCAAUGUGCUGGAUGAUAUCGGGAAAGAGCACUGGAUAUCUGCACCGCCGAAUCGGGACAAGUACGCAACUGUGAACGGACAAGAGAGUUUCAUGCUGGAAGAUGAGAGUGGUAGGCUAAAGCUCACGGGAGCAUCGUUGCAAGGAUGCCUGCUUGUUACGGGUGCCAUCAUUGCUGUCAUGGGCACAGAGAACAGUGACGGAGACUUUGAGGUGCUCGACCUGCGAGUGCCUGAUUUGCCAAGACAGCCAGCAAGAUGGGAAAGAGACGACGGUGCUGUCGUGAAGGAGGGCAAGAAAGUGCAGAAGGACCGACCACUUUCUGGGAAGGUGGCAAUAGUAUCAGGACUCAGCAUAUCGGGUGAUGAGGGCGACACGCUCGCACUGGAUCUGCUGAUGGAGUGGAUGCUUGGCGAAGCGGCAUCACUAACAGAUCAGGAAGGAGCAGCCAACAUUUCCCGGCUCAUCAUCGCCGGGAAUAGCUUAGCCCACGCACAGCCUAUACCAUCGAGAGAGGACGUAAUAUCAGCGAAGAAGAAUGCACAAAAGAAGUACGGUUACGACGCCGCAUCCUACAAUGCUGCACCAACAGACCGCCUCGACACCUUCCUCGCAACGCUCCUGCCAUCAAUACCCAUAACGCUCUUGCCAGGCCCGACGGACCCGACCUCAACGUCCCUUCCACAGCAGCCAAUCCACGCAGCAAUGUUCCCUCACUCUCGCGCUUACAUGGAGAACAUCGCACCUUCCGCCGAAAAUGAGCCCAACUGGUUCGACUCUGUCACCAACCCAGUAGAGUUCGAUAUCGACGGCUGGCGCUUCCUUGGAGCAGGCGGACAGACACUUGAUGAUGUGUACAAGUACGUGCAUGGCGAGGAAAGGCUUGAAAUGAUGGAGAGCAUGCUGCGCUGGCGCUUGACUGCACCUACCGCUCCUGACACGCUGCCGUGCUUUCCCUUCCAAGAUGGCGACCGCUUCGUGCUGAAGGAGUCUCCACACGUCUUUUUUGUUGGAAAUCAGCCCAAGUUUGAGACUAGUGAGAUUGAGGGACCACAUGGAGAGACAGUACGAAUAGUGGCCGUGCCAAGCUUUCGGAAGACAGGACAGGUUAUCGUCAUGGAUCUUGAGAGCCUCACUCCUGAACUGGUCACCAUUGAGGUGUACGACGGAGAUGAAAUGGUAGCAUAG
Fulvia fulva is the source of this 1521-nucleotide messenger RNA. Its product is annotated as DNA polymerase subunit delta-2. The record is from RefSeq and is a predicted model, not a curated record. The coding region runs from base 1 to 1521 and encodes 506 amino acids. Gene Ontology annotation, cellular component: delta DNA polymerase complex. Gene Ontology annotation, molecular function: DNA binding. NCBI's taxonomy places the organism in Eukaryota, Fungi, Ascomycota, Dothideomycetes, Mycosphaerellales, Mycosphaerellaceae. Gene Ontology annotation, biological process: DNA replication; DNA strand elongation involved in DNA replication. The transcript has a single exon.